GCCCUGGCGCGCGCGGUCGAUGAAGAAGCGAGCGGCGCGACGCGCAGUGAUGAGCGACGGACGACGCGCGGGAACACUGAUGUCGUCUCGCGCGGAGAAGGGCGGCGGAUUUUCCGCGCGAGCACUCAGUUCGUCUCGUCCGGAGCGCGAAUUGAAUUCGACCCUCGCGGCAUUCGUCGCCUCGCGGCACGCACGGCAGCAAGGCACGCGCGCCCGCACCGCGACCUCGCCACGCGCGUUCUCUCUCGCCACGAGCGCGUCGAAGCGAACGUCGUCGUCGAACGCGCGGAGGACGCCAUGGGACGCAUCAAGAAGAGCUCGAAGAAAAAGAAGGCAUCCGGCGGCGGAUCCGCCGCCGCCGCGAAGAGAUCCAACUCCGACGACGAGUGGGAGGAGGGCAUCACGACGAUCACGGGCGAGGAAGACGACGACGACAUGAUGGACGAGGACGACGAAGGCGCCGCCGGCGCGGACGGGCACGUCGAGACCCACCUUCUCUUCCCUCCCGCGCCCCGCGCGCGCGUCGCGUCGACGAACGAAUUCGCGCCGCCUCGCCUCGCCUCGCUCGAUCGAUCGCGACUCCCUCCGCCCUCCUCCGCUGACCCUCCCUCCCACCCCCUCUCCUCCCCCAGGACGGAAGACCUCCCGAAGCGCCCGGAGGUGUGGCGCCCCGGCGUCGACGGCAUGGACGCGGACGAGGAGCUCGAGUACGAUCCCACCGCGUACGACUGCCUCCACGCGUGGCAGCUCGAGUGGCCGUGCCUCUCGUUCGACGUCAUGCCCGACGAUCUGGGCGACGACAGGCGGCACUUCCCGCACGCGCUGUUCGCCGUCGCGGGCACGCAAGCGUCGAAAGCGCAUCAGAACAAUCUGACGCUGAUGCGCGUGACGCAGCUGCGGAAGACGAGGCGGAAAGAGAAAGAGAAGACGACGGAGGAGGUCGACGAAGACAGCGAUGCGAGCGAGUCGGAGAGCGACUCAGGUGCGUUCUGUUCUAUACACUGGUUCCCAUACGACCCCGUCGCCGUGGUGGGUCCGCGUCUGAGCGUGCAAAAGAUCACGCAUCACGGCGCGGUGAACCGAUGCCGGUGCAUGCCGCAGAAGCCCGCGGUCGUGGCGACGAUGGGGUCCACCGGCGUCGUGCAGGUGUGGGACCUCACGCCGCAGCUCACGACGCUGAUGCGAAGCGUCGGGGAGCCGGAGGCGGGGUCCAACGCGAACGCGGAUUCGACCAAGGCGACGUCGCAACGCGUCGCGCCGCGGCACGCGUUCACCGGCCACGCCUCCGAGGGCUACGCCGUGGACUGGUCCCCCGUGACCCCCGGUCGGUUGAUCACCGGAGAUAACGACGGCGCGGUGCACCUGUGGGAGCCGCGCGAGGGCGGACGGUGGAUCGUGGAUAAGAACGCGCCGUUCGCGGGGCACGCGUCGAGCGUCGAGGACGCGCAGUGGUCACCCGCGGAGAAGGACGUCUUCGCGACGGCGUCCGCGGAUCAGACGGUGUGCAUCUGGGACGCGCGGACGCGAGGAAAGCCCGCGCUGCGGGUGAAGACGCACGACGCGGACGUGAACGUGAUGUCGUGGAACCGCGUCGCGAACUGCAUGCUCGCGACGGGCGCGGAUGACGGCUCGCUGCGUAUUUGGGAUUUGCGGCGAUUCGGAAACGGCGGCAGCGGCGACGCGAACGCGUCGGGAAAGACGGGGGAGGGAUGCGUCGCCGACUUUUCCUUCCACCGCGGACCGGUCACGAGCGUGGAGUGGGCGCGGUUCGAUGGCGCGAUGCUCGCGACCGCGAGCGCGGACCACACCGUGUGCGUGUGGGACCUCGCCGUGGAGCGCGACGCCGAGGAGGAAGCCGCGGCGAUGGCCGCCGGGGACAACGCGGUGGCGCCCGAGGAUCUCCCGCCGCAGCUCAUGUUCGUGCACCAGGGGAUGAGGGAUCCGAAGGAGCUGCGGUGGCAUCAUCAGAUCCCGGGGAUGAUAUGCACGACCGCGCUGGACGGGUUCAACGCGUUCAAGGCGUACAACGUCGGGAACGACCUCCCGGCGUAG
Micromonas pusilla CCMP1545 is the source of this 2052-nucleotide messenger RNA. RefSeq lists its product as uncharacterized. Lineage: Eukaryota; Viridiplantae; Chlorophyta; Mamiellophyceae; Mamiellales; Mamiellaceae. Bases 298 to 2052 code for a protein of 584 amino acids. Gene Ontology annotation, biological process: ribosome biogenesis. Gene Ontology annotation, cellular component: nucleolus. Gene Ontology annotation, molecular function: protein binding. The transcript is spliced from 2 exons. The record is from RefSeq and is a predicted model, not a curated record.